GCUCCAGCUGUGACCCGCGGGUCGCUUAAUAAAGUUGGUCCGUUUGAUGCCGGAUGGCUGUUUCUAGGAAGAUAAUCUUGUUAAGUACUUUCUUCGGUCGAGGAACAGCAACGCCGAUCGCGAACGUUUGGCUGAGUCCAGUUGGAUCGUUGACGCCAUUGAGACAGUAUCACAUACAGGAUGGCUCCGGCGGGUACCAUUACUCAUUCACGGGACCCCAUCACGCAAAAUCGGAAUCCAGUUUAAACGGAAUCACGCAGGGUGGAUAUUCCUACAUCGACGCCAAUGGGAUACUGCAAACAGUGACUUACACGGCAGACGAUCAAAACGGGUUCAGAGUGAGUGCCAGUAACUUGCCACAGCCGCCCAAGAACGAUCUUCAGACGAUGCAGGAAACGCCGGAAGUGGCGGCGGCCAAGAAGAGCCAUCUGGAGGAGCUGCAGAAGUCGCAGCUGAGGGACCAGUCGAAUUAUCAGUCGAAUAUCCUCUCUUACAAGAUCCUGCCCUCUUACUUCAGCUUCGCGCAAUUGAGGAAAGACGACGAGAAGAAUUUGGCUGUUCGAGAAAUCGCGCAAACCUCGAAGAAUCCCUUCCUCCUCUCUAGUUCCGAGGCAGAGAGGAUCGAGGUGCCCAAACCGGACCCCAGUCUCUCGAAGAUACUACCCUCUGCGACUGUUUCUUCUCUGUCACCUCGACCUGGCCAACAGCAAGACCAGAAGAACGACGAACAGCCGAGUCAAGGGAAUUCCUUGGAAAUAGGCAAACUCGUGUCACUUGGCAGCGUCCAGAGGCCUGUCAGCGUGCCAGCACCCUACGUACUUCCGGUUCUGCCUUACAGGCUGCUACACAGCGCCCUUCAUCACACUCAGGACUCUUUGGGCCAAUACGAUUACAGCUACACCGGCGACUCCAGCGCCAAAACCGAGUCCAGAUCGUUGGACGGGACAACUAGAGGUGCCUAUAGCUACAUCGAUCCCAACGGCGUCUUACAGCAAGUUCAUUAUGUGGCGGAUCACAAUGGAUUCAGGGUCAUGGCCACCAAUCUCCCGGAGGCCUAG
Molecule: messenger RNA, 1058 nt
Organism: Eufriesea mexicana
Lineage: Eukaryota; Metazoa; Arthropoda; Insecta; Hymenoptera; Apidae
Gene: CPR16
Product: cuticular protein 16
Exons: 4
Coding region: 54-1058 (334 amino acids)
Cellular component (GO): chitin-based extracellular matrix
Molecular function (GO): structural constituent of chitin-based larval cuticle
Source: RefSeq, a predicted model, not a curated record